Messenger RNA from Silurus meridionalis, 2108 nucleotides. RefSeq names its product cholinergic receptor nicotinic beta 3 subunit a (gene chrnb3a). Gene Ontology annotation, cellular component: neuron projection; synapse; postsynaptic membrane. Gene Ontology annotation, biological process: monoatomic ion transmembrane transport; regulation of membrane potential; chemical synaptic transmission. Gene Ontology annotation, molecular function: acetylcholine-gated monoatomic cation-selective channel activity; transmembrane signaling receptor activity. The transcript has 6 exons. The coding region runs from base 226 to 1626 and encodes 466 amino acids. Lineage: Eukaryota; Metazoa; Chordata; Actinopteri; Siluriformes; Siluridae. The record is from RefSeq and is a predicted model, not a curated record.
GUUAACACACACACACACACACACAGCGCGCGCUCUCAUUCUCUCCAGUCAUCAUCAUUCGCGCAGCGACUCCUGCAGCGGCUCAGCGGCUUCUCCCCGGGAAUGAAGGCAGCAGUCACGACGGUCGCUCCAGCCUCCUGCCGCGGGAUGACGGUGUGAAGCUCCGCACGGAUUGGAUUGGAUCGGUUCGGUUCGGAAAUCGGCUCCCGCGCAGUGGCGUCAAACAUGCAGCAGAUACCAAUCCCGGCGCUGUGCCUCGCGCUCGCUCUGGCGGCCACCAGCGUCUCCACCACGGAAGAUUUGGAGGAGGAGAUGUCUUUAGCUGAACUGGAGGACAUGUUAUUGAGGAGAUUGUUUCAUGGCUAUCAGAAGUGGGUGAGACCCGUUUUGCACUCCAACGACUCCAUCACCGUCCGCUUCGGCCUCAAGAUCUCACAGCUGGUGGACGUGGAUGAAAAGAACCAGCUUAUGACUACUAAUGUCUGGUUGUGGCAGGAGUGGACAGACUAUAAGUUGAGCUGGAACCCAGAGAAUUAUGGGGGAAUCACGUCUAUUCGAGUGCCCUCUGAGAACAUCUGGUUGCCUGACAUCGUCCUCUAUGAAAAUGCUGAUGGACGUUUCGAGGGUUCGCUGAUGACCAAAGCGAUCGUCAAAUACAAUGGUACAGUGACAUGGACGCCCCCAGCCAGCUACAAGUCUUCCUGCACCAUGGACGUCACCUUCUUCCCAUUCGACCGCCAGAACUGUUCGAUGAAGUUCGGUUCAUGGACGUACGAUGGCGCCAUGGUGGAUCUGACCCUGGUCGACCCCUACGUGGACCGCAAGGACUUUUUUGACAACGGCGAGUGGGAGAUCCUGGACGCCAGCGGGCAGCGAGGCAGCCGCCGAGAUGGCAUCUACUCGUACCCGUUCCUUACCUACUCCUUCAUUCUGAAGCGCCUGCCUUUGUUCUACACUCUUUUCCUGAUCAUUCCGUGCCUCGGCUUGUCCUUCCUCACCGUCCUGGUGUUCUAUCUUCCGUCGGAUGAAGGCGAGAAGCUCUCGCUGUCCACCUCCGUGCUCGUCUCGCUCACAGUCUUCCUCCUGGUCAUCGAGGAGAUCAUCCCGUCCUCAUCCAAGGUAAUCCCGCUGAUUGGCGAGUACCUGCUCUUCAUCAUGAUCUUCGUCACCUUCUCCAUCAUUGUUACGGUCUUUGUCAUCAACGUGCACCACCGCUCCUCGGCCACCUACCACCCAAUGGCACCGUGGGUCAGGAGGCUCUUCCUGCAGAGCUUACCCAGAAUGCUGUGCAUGCGUGGCCACACCGAUCGCUACCUCUACGCCGACAUGGAGCCGCACCGGAGUCCCGAGCUGAAACGGGGGAUGAAAAAGGGAAUGAAGAAGAUGGUGGGAGGAAAGGAGGACGAGUCCUGGGUGGCCAUGCUGGAGAAAGCCACCAGCUCAGUGCGCUACAUAUCCAGACACAUUAAGAAGGAGCACUUCAUCAGAGAGGUGGUUCAGGAUUGGAAGUUCGUGGCUCAGGUCUUGGACCGGAUCUUACUUUGGGUCUUUCUUACCGUCUCCAUUUUGGGCACCGUCCUCAUCUUCACCCCGGCUCUGAACAUGUAUUUCAGCACGGCUUCCUAAAAGCGCAUUACGAGUCCAUUUCAUGGGACACUUUCCUUAUAACCCAAUAACAAACCAGUGCUUUGACAGGAACCAGGCACCUCGUGAUGAAAUCUUUCGGGGUCAGAUGUUACUGCCAAACAACACAAACCAUUCCUCAAUCUCACCUCCAGACUUUCUUUAUCACCCAAAAUCAUCCCUACACACACACACACACACACACACACACACACACAUGCACUAAAUACACCAAAAUGAGGAAGGAGAAAAUGUGUGUUGGUUCCAACUAACAAUUAUAUGAUAUAAAAAUGUUCCUGAGAAGCUCUCAAAGCAAAUCUAUUGCUCCUCCCUUUGUAUGUCAUGAGCCAUUUUCCUUUUUUUCCCCUGUUUUUCUCUCUGAUUACACAGACGUUACAGCUGCAUUAACGUGUGUGUUCAUGUUCAUUCAUAAUGCACCCAAAUGCUCACAUGUUGAAUGACAUUAAAGACUUUUGACACCUCGA